CUAAGAAAUAGGAUUUCCAAAGUUAUUGUCUUUAUAAAUAUGCCUUUUAGAUUUUAUUGAUCAUACAUGUUAAAUUAGAUUUUAAUUUUUUUAUAAAGAGUCCAGGUCUUGGAGCUUCAAUCACAUAGCAAUCAGCUUAAAAACUUUUCUUCUCUACACAAGUCAAGCAGGGAGACUGAGUAGAGCUUAUUGAGUGGUCAUCAAAAUUUUUGAAAAGUAAAAGAAAGAGUUACGUAGGUCGAUAAACUUCCAAGGAGCUCCCAUGUACACCUCUACAAAUGGCUAAGAACCAUUUUAAUUUUGGCAUGAAUAUUUUUACAUGCAUCUAUAUGAUUCAAUUCUGAAGAAGCUAAGCUAAUUAUGCCAAUGGUGAAGAAGAAGGGUUCAGCACAUGCUGUUUUCAUGAGCAGUACCAUACAAAUAUCUGCCUCCCGAGCUCUACUACUCAUCACAUGCCUUCUGCUAUUCGAUGUUAGCAGAUUAGCUUCUGCAGGAAAGAUGCACCCGAGACGUCGGCGUUUCUCUUGUGGACCUCUGCAAGACAUCGGUUAUCCGUUCCGCUCGAAGGACGACCCCCCCGAAUACAGCGAUCCUCGAUAUCAGCUUGCCUGCGUUGAUGGUCACAAGACUAUCUGGGACAUCCACCAACCUAGGACGUACUACGUUACCGAGAUCUCGAGAAACCCGUAUUCCUAUUAUCACCCAUAUUACGAUUUCACAGUUGUCGAUGCCAACUUGGCUAACGGCAGCUGCAGUCUUCCCUUGCAGUCUCUUUCCCGCACCAACAUCGAGAGCAUGGGAUUCAAAGAUAUCGAGUUUACGUGGGCGACCUUCGUGAGCUGUAGGAGGAUGAUAGUAAAGAGCACAUAUAACCCUGUUCCUUGUUUGAGCAAGACCGGUGCAUUUGUGUAUGUUAUGCUUUCAAAGGGCGCGCUUCGACUCGAGGAUACGGAGCGUUUCUGUAGCUUCUUAGCUAUCACUCCGAUUACGUUUGAUUACGGAAACAUUGUGGCGCUGCAGCAUCCCACAACAGAUGUCUUCCAGCUCCUGAAGCACGGAUUUUCUAUUCCUGUUGAAACAAGACAUCGGGAAAUUUACGUCUUUGUUGAUUGCGUAAAAGACACUGCAAAGAGCUUAUGGAAAAAUAUGUACGGAUUUGGGUUUCUCUUUCAGAGAAUCUUCUCUGUUUACAGUGAAUUGACUGUUAUAAUAUGUAUAGAACACAUAUACAAACGCCCUUCACAAUGGAUUCUAGUUCUCUUAGGGGCAUUACAACAUACUAUACGAAUUUUGAUAGUUCACUUAAUUCUCGGCAGAUUUGUUAUGGCGCCAUUGGCAAUAUUCCUCUUCUUGGCGCACAAGUUGUGGAGAGCAAAGAAAUCAGUGGACGCCGUCGAGAAGUUCCUUCGAAGCCAGAGGGCGCUUGCGCCGACAAGGUACGCUUAUACCGACCUCAUUGCGAUCACGGGCCACUUCAGAGAAAAGCUCGGCCAAGGAGGAUACGGUUUCGUAUCCAAAGGCGUUCUCCCCGGCGGCGUUCUUGUGGCAGUGAAGAUGUUGUUAAGCAAUUCUAGAUGCAAUGGGGAAGAGUUCAUCAACGAGGUCUCUACCAUCGGUAGGAUCCACCACGUCAAUGUGAUAAAGCUCAUCGGGUUCUGCUCCGAGGGAUCGAAGAGAGCCCUCGUCUAUGAGUACAUGCCUAACGGAUCGCUCGACAAGCAUAUCUUCUCUGCCAAUGUAGUCGCUGGUCGGCGAACAUUCACGUGGGACAAACUCAAUGAUAUAGCUUUGGGAAUCGCCCGUGGCAUCAACUACUUGCACCAGGGAUGCGAUAAGAGAAUUUUGCACUUCGACAUCAAGCCACAGAAUAUCCUCUUAGACCGUAACUUCACUCCGAAGGUUGCGGAUUUCGGACUGGCAAAAUUGUACCCAAAGGACACCAGCCUCGUGUCGAUGAGUACUACUAGAGGAACAAUAGGAUACAUUGCACCUGAAUUGAUUUCGAGGAGCUUCGGUGUUAUAUCUCACAAGUCUGACGUCUACAGCUUCGGAAUGCUACUGAUGGAGAUGGCGGGAGGAAGGAGGAAUGCUGACCCUCGAGCGGAGAAUUCAAGCCAGGCCUAUUAUCCAUCAUGGAUAUACGAUCGAUUAACCCAACCUGAAGUAAGUGAAAUAUGCAUCACUUUUGAUAUUUCGGAGGGAGAGCGAAAGUUGUGCAUUGUUGGAUUGUGGUGUAUUCAGGUAAGACCCUCGGCUCGCCCUGCCAUGAGCAAAGUUAUAGAAAUGCUAGAAGCAGAUGUUGAAACCCUUGAAAUGCCGCCGAAGCCUUUCUUCUCUUCAGAAGAGCCGAUCCCUGACAUUAGCGUAAGUUGCUUGGGUUCUUCCUCAGAGCUCCCUGCCAUCUCAGAAGAUGAGUGAUGAAAACUUGAACAGAAAUUUAUUCAGCAGCAAUAAAAAUAGAUAGAUAAGAGCUAGGAAAGGUUCCUAAAAGCGGCAAGCACAUGGCGCUUGAAAUUUUUUGGCCAUCAGAUCCACAUGGGAUCCAUGAGAGAGUGCUUUGAGAUCUGAUGAACAUCAAAAUGUGAUCACAAAUAGAUGCUCCUCUGGAUCUUAACAAUAUUAAUAGAAUGGCCAAAUAGUUGCGAGCACAAAGAGUGUUGUAUCUUCCUAAUCAAAUCAUAUAUAAUUACGGUAAAUGUGGUCUCAAAAGUAUAAGAAAUGAAUUCUGCAUACAUUACAAUUUCUUCGAGAGUCGUAGUGUUUUGAACAGAAGAGGUAUUAUUUGAAGAGGACUAUCUCCACCUCCUCCGGUCAACAAAAUGCCUAUAGAUCCGACUUCACGAGCACUGAUGCAACAAGCAAGCUGGAUUAUCUCAACCACCAAAACUAAUGCAUGCACGAUGAAAACAUUAGCAAAUGUAAGACCAUAUCUCGAAACUUUGAUGUAUUUAGUGACCAACUUAUAAAGCAAUUUAUGUUUGGUAUAGUAAUUUGUAA
Messenger RNA from Ananas comosus (pineapple), 2997 nucleotides. Its product is annotated as cysteine-rich receptor-like protein kinase 15. The coding region runs from base 361 to 2418 and encodes 685 amino acids. The record is from RefSeq and is a predicted model, not a curated record. Gene Ontology annotation, biological process: protein phosphorylation. Gene Ontology annotation, molecular function: protein kinase activity; ATP binding; polysaccharide binding. Lineage: Eukaryota; Viridiplantae; Streptophyta; Magnoliopsida; Poales; Bromeliaceae. The transcript has 3 exons.